AUGGUCAAUGCUGCGGAAGCAUGGGCGUGGGUGGGCAUAGUCCUGGCCGUAGCAAUGCUCCGCUAUGUGUCCAGGACACUCCAGCUGGGUGGGCUUCGGAACCUGCAGCUAGAAGACCUCGCAAUGGCAGUGACUGUGAUAUUCUACAUACUGCUGACCGUGUUUCUAAUCCAAGUCGACAAACACGGCACGAAUGGAGUCCCCGCGAGUGAAUCCGAUACCCUCGAUCCGGCGACAUUCCCAGACCGCAUCGUGGGUAGCAAAAUGGUCGUCGCGGUCGAGCAGUUCUGGCUGGUUGCCGUCUGGGGGUGUAAACUGUGUCUACUACUGCUCUAUUCUACCAUGACAUACGGCCUCUGGCAACACCGCUUCGUCAAGAUCAUCGGCGCGAUCUGCAUCUCAUCCUUCAUCCUCAUCGAGAUCCUCUUCUUCGCCGUCUGGUGCCGCCCCUUCUCAGCCUACUGGUCCGUCCCAGCCAAAAGCCAGCAGUGCUCCGUCUACACAAACCACGUUAUAAUAACCCUCGCCUUCAACGUCUCAACCGACAUCAUGAUCAUGGCCAUCCCGCUGCCGCUGCUCAUCCGCGCCAAACUGUCCCUCUCCAAGAAAAUCAUCCUCUGCGCCGUCUUCUCCCUCGGCACCUUUGUCAUCCUCUGCUCCAUCCUCUCAAAGUGCUACUCCAUCUCUAAGCCAUAUGGCAUGGAGUGGAUCGACUGGUACGUCCGCGAGGCUGCCACUGCCGUUAUUGUCGCGAAUAUCCCUCAGACCUGGACGCUGUGUCGGCGUUUGUUUAACUGGAAUUCCUUCCUAUAUCAUUCGUCGUACAAUACCCACGGCACCCGGAACAGGAGGUAUGAGACCGGCAGCCGGCUUUACGGCUCGACUACCCGGCUAUCUCGGUUCCGGCGUGGCGAAAGUGCGUCCAAAUCGCAGCUGCGGUCGACAGUGGAUGAUACUGCGAAUGAGCAGCGGCUGGAGAUAUGGGCGCUGCGGCAGUUUGAUGUUACGAAUGAAGCUGUCGUGGAUGAGCGGAGUGAGAGUGGCAGUCUGAGUCGUGGUAGUAAUACCAGUCUGGAUUUUGACGCUGUGACACCGUCAGGCCCGAUAAAGACGACGGUGACGGUCAAGCAGGCUGAAUAG
Messenger RNA from Aspergillus versicolor CBS 583.65, 1140 nucleotides. RefSeq lists its product as uncharacterized. The record is from RefSeq and is a predicted model, not a curated record. NCBI's taxonomy places the organism in Eukaryota, Fungi, Ascomycota, Eurotiomycetes, Eurotiales, Aspergillaceae. The coding region runs from base 1 to 1140 and encodes 379 amino acids. The transcript is spliced from 4 exons.